CCCCAUGUGGAGCUACUCAGUAACUGCAUCGUGUUCCGGCGCUGAGUAACACGUAGUGUGAAACAUCAUCAACACCAGACGAACCACCACAAGAAACCGACAGCAAUAAUGCUUUUCUACUCGUUUUUCAAGUCGCUGGUGGGGAAGGAUGUGGUGGUGGAGCUCAAAAACGACUUGAGCAUCUGUGGAACACUUCAUUCUGUUGAUCAGUACCUGAACAUCAAGCUCACCGACAUCAGUGUCACAGAUCCAGAAAAAUAUCCACACAUGCUGUCUGUAAAAAACUGUUUCAUCCGUGGAUCUGUGGUUCGCUACGUUCAGCUACCUGCAGAUGAAGUGGACACGCAGCUACUGCAAGACGCUGCACGAAAAGAAGCAAUGCAGCAGAAGCAGUGAUUCACCUGCAGGAUGGGGUUCAGUCCGGGGACGGAACAGGGUGGGCGGGUGGUUUGGGUGGGAUUUUUUGUAACGGAGAAUAAUGAGUAGUUUAAGUUUUGAGUGGAGUUCAUUUAAAGAUAAGUUUCAACAGUUUGUGCUGCUCUUGUCAUUAAGCAGUGUUGGUCAUUAGCUCGCACUCUGUCACAGGGACUUUAAUAGCAUUCCUGACAUUGGUGAUCGAUGAUUUGUAAUAAGUAAUUAAUGGAUAUGUUCUUUACCUCACAGGCCAUAUAGGAGUCUUCAUUUGAUACUGUCUUUUGUUUAAAAGAAAUAGCACAACUUAAUACAAUUAAGAGGCCAGUAGAGGUGAAGAUCAGUUGUAAUGUUUUAUGUUGAAUGAUAACAGGCACUGUUCCUUAUCUUUAAAAAAAUUAUGACUUUGGGUUUUUUUUUAUGCCACUUAAAAAUAAAAAAGGUAUUUUAUUUAUA
This is a messenger RNA of Thunnus maccoyii (southern bluefin tuna), 867 nucleotides long. RefSeq names its product smx5 (gene lsm2). Gene Ontology annotation, biological process: mRNA splicing, via spliceosome. Bases 109 to 396 code for a protein of 95 amino acids. The record is from RefSeq and is a predicted model, not a curated record. Gene Ontology annotation, molecular function: RNA binding. The transcript has 5 exons. NCBI's taxonomy places the organism in Eukaryota, Metazoa, Chordata, Actinopteri, Scombriformes, Scombridae. Gene Ontology annotation, cellular component: precatalytic spliceosome; catalytic step 2 spliceosome; U6 snRNP.